UCACAUUCGCAUUCGAGCAGCCGAGCCGCUUGUGACACGUCGUACGUUGACAACCGUGUCCGCAAUUGUGUUCGUCCCCGUCGCUGGCCCUUGCCCAUAGCCCUACGAGCGCUCGUCAUCGUCGUCCAGUCGCGAUUCGGCCAGUGGCUCGGCGCGUGCACGCCGCCCCCUCGCGGGAAGUUUAUGUCCCACUUUCCAAGACCUGCUCCCCUAUGCGAGAUCGCCGGAGUAACUUCACCAAGGAGUACAUAAACAACAUCGUCAACCCCCUGGGAAGUCGGCCCGCCAGACCCACGGAGAUCGCGCGCGCCAACGAAGAGCGCGCGGCCGCUGCCUUAGAGCCCGCUGAAGAACCCGCCAAGACCAUGCUGAUGCCGAGCGCGGGCCUAGCCUCGCCGGACACCGACACCCUGGGCCUCACAGGCCUGGGGGUCAUCAGUGCCGGCGCCACCCUCAACGGUACCGCCGUUCAGAACAAGGACACUACAUGGACCAAGCUGUUCGUCGGCGGCCUGCCCUACCACACAAGCGACAAGUCCUUGCGGGAUCAUUUUGCCGUGUACGGCGAUAUAGAGGAGGCUGUUGUCAUUACUGACCGCCAGACUGCUAAGAGCCGGGGGUAUGGAUUUGUUAUUAUGGGAGACAGGGCGUCGGCAGAAAGAGCGUGUAAAGAACCAAAUCCAAUAAUAGACGGAAGAAAGGCCAACGUGAACUUAGCUAUUCUGGGAGCCAAACCCAGAGGAAAUGUAACUACCAGUUUUCCAUUUCCCACGGUGAGGGCCGGCGCGUAUCCAGCUUUGUUACCCAGCCAGUACGGGAUGCCUCCCAGCUACAUGUACCAGUCACCGUACCUGGCAGCCACUGCCCCCGGCAGCCUAGUGCCCCUACCCACGACGCAGCUGACCCACGCAGCUGCUGUAGCCGCUGCGACGUCCCAGUUUUACGAGUACCAGAACGCGGCCGCUAUAGCUGCAGCUGCGCCUUACACUAGCCAAUACGCCAACGGAUUUGAUGCCUACACGCCGUACACUGGCGCAGCAAGUACGGCGAACUACAUGCCCUACACCUAUGCUACUCUCCCUCAGACACCCGGCAUACCAACGGCUGCUACUACGGCGUUUCCCACCAUCCCCUACCAGGCCUCGGCCCAAGCUCCUACCUUGCAGGAAGCGAGGUUGCAAUAGGCCAGCCAUCAGCAUCCGCAGUUUAGCAACACAAUUUAUAUUUAUUCUAGCAUCCCCUUGACAACGCCGAGGCAUAGUUUCGCGUUUCGUAUAGUGAUAAUUGUCAAUUGAUUAACGACCUCAGACAAAAUGCUCAAUAAAUCCCAACAAGACUUAAUUGCUGCUCUUUUGCAGACCGUUACUUUGUUCAAUCUGCAAAAGGAAGUGCAAUAUACUUAAAAGAUAUAGUUAGUAUAUUAUUUAAAAUGAAAACUGUAUAGUUCUAGUCCUUAGUUAUAAAGGUAUUUUCCUUAAUAUUUUCUUUAUCCUUUAUGGGACGGGGAAUAAUAAUUAUUCUUAAUAUUUUAACUUAGGUUUUGCAUAUUUAAGUUUAGCAUUUGAAAACUAGUUAGAUGCCGAUUUACAUUUUCACUAUUAUUUCUUUAGUUGAAUUCAUUUCGUCUGUAGCAAUAUGGAGCAUUGUCAGUGCCUUCCGAAAGCAAAUGUAUAGAGACCGCGUUUUUGAUUUCCGCGUUAAAAUGGAAACACUCGACGGCCUACUCAUGAUCUAGUCAGGGUUCAGCACCAUUUUGAAUAUCUAUUUCCGUCCAUCAUCCGAUGCGACGCUUUCGCGUCCACCGAAGGGAACAAAACAACUCAAGUCGACACUCACCAUCAAUUUCUGUGAAAAUGUAAAUAUCUUUAUUAUAUACUGUACUUCAGUCAUAGAGACUAUAUGUUUAUGUACACUUAUUUAUAUAAAGGUUAUUUUAGUCUA
This is a messenger RNA of Sitophilus oryzae (rice weevil), 1941 nucleotides long. RefSeq names its product RNA-binding protein 24-B-like. NCBI's taxonomy places the organism in Eukaryota, Metazoa, Arthropoda, Insecta, Coleoptera, Curculionidae. Gene Ontology annotation, cellular component: cytosol. Gene Ontology annotation, molecular function: RNA binding. Bases 213 to 1184 code for a protein of 323 amino acids. The transcript has 6 exons. The record is from RefSeq and is a predicted model, not a curated record.